UGCGAAGUAUUUGUUAAUAUAUUAAUGUUUUAAUUGUUCUUAUCCAAUUUUUUUUGUUAUUUUAUUUGCAGUCGAAAUCAGCACAAAGACGAUAUCUGAUAAGAAACAUUCUUCACCUACCCCAACCUUCAAAAGGCGAAAAAAAUUUAAUCCUGCAUCGAAUAUUCAAACUGAAAAUCAAUACCUAUUUCCUGCUAUUUGAAUUUGAUUGAUUUCUACUUACAAUAUAUUGAUAUUUUGCUGUCUCCUUAAAUCCAGAUCAGAAUAAUUUUUAGUAGGCCAAUUUUUUGAUGAAAACAUAUAACCGAAACCGAUUUAACCUCUACAAGUUUGCCGCGUAAAAUUUAGCGGUUUUAUUAGUAUGACUUCUAUUUCUGCAAUUUACAGAUCUGUUAGAAUUGUUGACCUCCUCAGUAGUAAUCUCUUUGCUAGUCAAAUUAAACAGUUUAGUAUUAAUAAAAAGUUCCUUUCUUGUGAUACAAUGAGUUCCUGCGUCCUAAAAUUCUCAAAAAUUUUACCUGAGGCUAACAAUCCGGUAAAAGGGUCCACAAAGGCAGCAGGAUACGACCUGAAAAGUGCCGUAGAAUGUGUUGUUCCUCCACGCGGAAAAGCCCUAGUAGACACCGGUCUUGUAAUAGAACUUCCUGAAGGAUGCUAUGGAAGAGUAGCUCCUAGAUCUGGGUUAGCAGUUAAAAGUUUUAUUGAUGUCGGAGCUGGUGUUAUUGAUGAAGAUUACCGAGGACCUCUCAAAGUUGUCUUGUUCAAUCAUGGGGAAGAACCAUUUACAGUAAAUGUUGGUGAUCGAAUAGCUCAACUUAUUUGUGAAAGAAUUUACUACCCAGAGCUACAAGAAGUUGAACAUAAGGAACUGGUGAAGACUGUAAGAGGUGAUCAAGGUUUUGGUUCAACUGGUAUAAAUUAAAACCAAUUUUUUUUUUUUUAUUUUUAUAUCCCCAUUUUGUGUUGAUUUUACUCUGCCGUUUUUGUUAUUAUGAAUUACUAAA
This is a messenger RNA of Harmonia axyridis, 1004 nucleotides long. RefSeq names its product probable deoxyuridine 5'-triphosphate nucleotidohydrolase. Bases 362 to 922 code for a protein of 186 amino acids. Gene Ontology annotation, molecular function: magnesium ion binding; dUTP diphosphatase activity. The transcript is spliced from 3 exons. NCBI's taxonomy places the organism in Eukaryota, Metazoa, Arthropoda, Insecta, Coleoptera, Coccinellidae. The record is from RefSeq and is a predicted model, not a curated record. Gene Ontology annotation, biological process: dUTP catabolic process; dUMP biosynthetic process.